AUGAAAUGUCCAAAAGCUCCAUUGGUCACUACGGUUGUGUUAUCCGGAGAACAAGCUGACUUGAUUUCUCAAGUUCUGGAUGCACUUGGUGUGUGUCUGGACUAUGCUGAUGAAAUUAAUGUAGCCGUCACUGUAGCUGAAGGUAAUGCAGCAGCUAACCUUGUUGCAGCAGCUGAAGUUGCUCCUGUUGACGUUGAUGAAGUUGUAGCGGGUGCAGUUGAUGAAGUUGCUCCUGUUGACGUUGAUGAUGUUGCUCCUACUGACAAUGAUGAAGUUGCAGCUGGUGCCGAUGAUAAAGUUACAGCUUAA
This is a messenger RNA of Oldenlandia corymbosa var. corymbosa, 309 nucleotides long. The record is from the annotation of a GenBank genome assembly. Lineage: Eukaryota; Viridiplantae; Streptophyta; Magnoliopsida; Gentianales; Rubiaceae.